Messenger RNA from Solanum lycopersicum (tomato), 369 nucleotides. RefSeq names its product non-specific lipid-transfer protein 1. The record is from RefSeq and is a predicted model, not a curated record. Gene Ontology annotation, cellular component: membrane. Gene Ontology annotation, biological process: lipid transport. Gene Ontology annotation, molecular function: lipid binding. NCBI's taxonomy places the organism in Eukaryota, Viridiplantae, Streptophyta, Magnoliopsida, Solanales, Solanaceae.
AUGGCUAUCUCAAAAGAUCUUGUUAAGCCCCUUUCUCUCUUGUUCCUAAUUUACAUAGUAAUUGCCGCAUCACCUCGCGUUGAUGCGGCAAUCACAUGUAGCUCGGUGUUCAACGGCCUAAUCCCGUGCCUUAGCUACGUAGUAAAAGGUGGCAAGGUGCCACCGACUUGCUGUAGAGGGAUCAAGUCCCUCUACAGUAUCGCCAAAACCACGGCAGACCACCAAGGCGUUUGCUCGUGCUUGAAAAUGGCUGCCUCAAGUGUUAGUGGUAUCGAUUUUAAGAAUGCUGCUGCCCUCCCUGGAAAAUGUGGGGUGAAAAAUAUUCCCUUCAAGAUUAGCCCUAAAGUUGAUUGCUCAAAGGUCAGAUAA